GGCAUACCUGUGUCAUUUGCAUCCGUGACGUUGUAGGUUUCACCGGUGGGGGGCGCCUGAUUUGAAUUUAGUCUCAAGUGAGAUGCAUAAAACAGGUAAGAUGAGAGUCGACGCCACUUCUGCUUCGUUUGUCAUCAGCUUUGAGGUAUUCACAGCAGUGUAAAAUGGGUUCCAAACUCGAGAGUGCAAUGGAGGGGCUAAUUCAAGUGUUCCACUCAUAUUCCUCAAAAGAAGGGGACAAGUACAAGCUGAGCAAAGUUGAGCUGAAGAAUCUAUUGCAGGGUGAACUGAGUGAAUUCCUGGCGGCAUGCAAGGACCCUAUGGUUGUAGAUAAGAUCAUGAGUGAUCUGGAUGAAGACAAAGAUGGCGAAGUGGACUUUAAGGAGUUUGUCGUCUUGGUUGUUGUGCUGACAGUGGCCUGUAACGAGUUCUUUGUAGAGGGCCUGAAUGAAUGAGUUGGGGGGGGGCGGUCUGUGACCAAAUUUCUACUCAUUAUUCCUUGUUAAUAAAACAAACGUAUGCUGUCAUUUGAUUGAAAUGACUCUCUCCUUGACAAAAAGGCAAAUGUUUGAAUAUUCUUGUCACAUAAUGGUCAUUUCUAACAAAGGCUCUUUUCACUGUUGUAAAAUGAUUGCUUCUGGAGAGAAUCCUGCAAUGGACUGUGCAGUUUCAGUGUACUAUUGCACUAGUAGUUAACAUUCUGCUCAGAUCAAUGAAGGUGAUCAUUGCUCUUUCUAAAUGUUACUCAGCUCAUUUGACUUGAAUGCGUGUUACUGGUACAUGUCUUUUACAUGAACUCUGGGCAGUAUGAAUCAAUUGUCUCGGAGUAGGAGUGCUGAUUUAGGAUCAGUUUUGCUUUUUUGAUCUGUGAAUAAGAUUACAUGGACGGUAGGGACUUGAUCAUAAAAAAGCACUUAUACUGAGAUUCUUCAUAUGGCCCCUGGUCUGCCACCUAUGCUUAAACAUGGCAAACCGCACCCAACAUUUUAGGGAAGGCUUUGUACUGAAAUGCACAACACUUUUAGCCAAACAUGGUUCUAAACUAACUUCCAAAGUGACUUCCCCUCAGGUGUGCACUGCAAAGCUCCAGAGAGGAAGGGGGGAAAAAAAACAAUUUCCCACACAGACUGGCUGCAUCCUAAGUUUCCCCAAUCUUAAUGAAAUGCAAAGCUUGAUUUAAAUCCAUGUAAAAGAUUGCUUUAGAGCCUGUUUGCGGCAACAGAACACUGCAGUCUCUGACAACUUAAUACUGGAGUCUGGAUGCUUCAGCCAUUUGCGUUGAACACUUCCUGUAACUUAAAAUAUGAGCGUGCACUGAGCAACAUGUCAGGGUUUCAUGUAUGACUGCUGCUGUGAGAAAUUUGCCACCUUAAACUAUUUCAAGCAGCCUUCAAAACUAGUAAGACUACUAGAAACAGGCUUUGGAAA
This is a messenger RNA of Oncorhynchus gorbuscha (pink salmon), 1428 nucleotides long. RefSeq names its product protein S100-A1-like. The transcript is spliced from 3 exons. The coding region runs from base 165 to 455 and encodes 96 amino acids. The record is from RefSeq and is a predicted model, not a curated record. Gene Ontology annotation, molecular function: calcium ion binding. Lineage: Eukaryota; Metazoa; Chordata; Actinopteri; Salmoniformes; Salmonidae.